Molecule: messenger RNA, 6187 nt
Organism: Lates calcarifer (barramundi perch)
Lineage: Eukaryota; Metazoa; Chordata; Actinopteri; Centropomidae
Gene: th2
Product: tyrosine hydroxylase 2
Exons: 12
Coding region: 3-1421 (472 amino acids)
Biological process (GO): dopamine biosynthetic process from tyrosine
Cellular component (GO): cytoplasm; axon; perikaryon
Molecular function (GO): iron ion binding; tyrosine 3-monooxygenase activity
Source: RefSeq, a predicted model, not a curated record
AGAUGAAGACGGAGAACGUGGUGCAGGCGACGCCGUUCAACGGGAGGAAGCAGAGUCUGAUCGAGGAUGCGCGCAGGGAGCGCAGCAGCGGCUCCGCGGGCUCCCCGGGGCCCUCCAGGUAUGGAGACGGCUUCGUGUUUGAGGAGAAGGACGGCAGGGUCACUCUGAACGUCCUGUUCACCCUAAGCAACGAGAAAAACGCGGGAUUCUUCAAAACCGGGAAAAUAUUCGAGACGUUUGAAGCCAAACUUCUCCACAUCGAAAGUCGACCGGGGAGGAAGUCAAAGAACAGCACAACAGACCUGGAGUUUUUCAUGAAGUGUGAAGUUCACAGCUCUGACCUGGACGUUUUCAUCAACUCCCUGAAGAGAGUGGCUGAUGACGUUCGCUCCAUACCAGAGGAAAAAGUUCCCUGGUUUCCCCGACAGAUAAAAGACCUGGACAGAUGCAACAUGUUAAUAACCAAAUUUGAUCCAGACAUGGAUCAGGACCAUCCAGGAUUCAGUGAUCCAGAAUACAGAAAAAGACGGGCUUUUAUCUCUGAGCUUGCCUUCAGAUACAAACAGGGAGACCAAUUGCCCACUGUGGAGUACACAGCAGAGGAAGUAUCCACAUGGAGGGAGGUUUAUCAGCAGCUGCGGAGUAUUUACCCCAGCCUGGCCUGUCGUCAGUUCCUGGACGGUCUGCAGCAGCUGGAGAAAGAGUGCGGCUACGGAGAAGACCGCAUCCCUCAGCUCAGGGAGGUCUCUGCCUUCCUGAAAGAGAAAACAGGUUUCCAGCUGCGUCCAGUAGCCGGCUUGCUGUCAGCCAGAGACUUCCUCGCUAGUUUGGCCUUCAGGGUGUUUCAGUGCACACAGUACAUCCGACACUGCUCUGCACCCAUGCACUCCCCUGAGCCAGACUGCUGUCAUGAACUACUUGGCCAUAUUCCCAUGCUGGCAGAUAAAGAAUUUGCCCAAUUUUCACAGGAGAUUGGACUUGCCUCGCUUGGAGCUUCAGAUGAGGACAUUGAGAAACUGUCAACAUUAUACUGGUUUACUGUGGAAUUUGGCCUCUGCAAGCAGAAUGGAGCAGUGAAAGCUUAUGGCGCUGGACUCCUAUCGUCCUACGGAGAGCUUGUUUACGCUCUGUCUAAUGAGCCAGAGUACAAGCCAUUCAACCCAGAGGAGACGGCGGUGCAGCCGUACCAAGACCAAACCUACCAGCCUGUUUACUUUGUGUCUGAGAGCUUUGAGGAUGCAAAGAUUAAGUUGAGGAGGUACUCUGCAACCAUCAAGCGUCCCUUUGCGGUUCGCUAUGACCCCUUUACCUGCAGUGUAGAGGUUCUGGAUCAACCCAGCAAGAUCCAAAAUGCUCUGAGCCAGAUGAGAGAAGACCUGAAGACCCUCCACAACGCUUUGGAGAUGCUCAACUCAUCUUAAGACCAGGAACAUACUUUCUGUAAAGAUAAGACAGACAGGAGCUUGCAAGUAAAAGGAUGAACAUUUGGCCUGUGAAAAUAUAGUACAUGAGAUCAGCUAUAAUGAACACAUAAAGAAAAUCACAGUGUAGUCAGGUUUGUGAGAUUGCACAGGGCCAUUUAUGUAUAAUGUAUCAUGUAAUGUGAAGAUUAUGUAAAAAGAAAUAAACAUUUAUUUUUCAUGAGUAAGUCUCUUAAAACUUGUGUUUUACAUUCCAGAGAGACAGAAAAGAUUAAAAGUGUGCUGAAGACAGAAGUGUUGUUCAUUGUUUGCCUGCAGGAGGAAUAGGAGAGAGAGAGAACCACUACAAUACAGGGCUUGUAGGCCAUUUUCUAGCUUUUAAUUCCAAACCAAGUAUUUCCAUUUGGAAAUUCUUGGAACCCAUUUAUCUUCAUGUGUUAUUAAGCAAAGGGAAGGAGCUAAUUAUGAAUGAUUUAAGUAUCAUGUUCCCUCUGCUGGUCAAGGCCAGAGCCAGCACUGAGGCCCAACACAUCAGUAGGGCCAGGUCACUGGGACCUCACAGUCAACCACAGUACGGUCCGCAGGGCUGCACUGCUGACAGAUGCUCUUCUCUCUUUAUUUCUCUUCCUCCGUGUGACUGGAGAGUUUGGCCUUCAGGGUUUUUGAUGGACGUCCAGAGUUUUGAUCUCCACACAGGCGACAAUGCAUAUCAGAGCCGCACACGUCUAAACUUUCCCUUGAAAAGACAAAUCAUCUCCAUCUGCAGGACUCAUAAAGCAUCAAGACCAUCAGCACGGUGGCUGGCAAACCAUCCCAUCGGCCACCUUGUGUUGGGAAGCUUUCCCUUCCCAUAAUUCCACUGUACAGUAAAUCAAGCCCUGCUUCGGUCUCACUGGGAAAGCCUGUGUUUGUGGAGUAGAAAAAAUUGUGUGUGAAGUGGGAGAGAGAGGGAUAAAGCAAGUGGAGGGAAAGAGUGAUCUACUGCUUGACAAGUGUGUCGGACACACACAUACAUACAUGCACACUCCCUCUCCAACCAAAAGUCAAACACUUUAUAAUUUCUUGUAUCUCGCUCUACAUCCAGCGCUCUCAAAUCCACAAAUCCCCAUGAAACCACCGCCAGGAUCCGAAUCUGCUGAGCGCUAAACAAAAUCAGGUUGUCAUGGCAACGGGUCGACCAGUGAGGGAUCCAGCUAGAUUCUUGUGCCUUGCGCACUCGCCGCAAAUCCCAAACGCUGUAUCAUCCUGACUCCAACCAUAAGUGUUUCCUUUAUUGAUGUCAGGGCCAUCCCAUCCCUACGCUGGCUUGGUUGCCUCCUCCGGGUUGGAAACAGGGUCAUGAGGUUCACGUUGCCCUCAGGCCUAAGAACUCAGAAAAGAAAUAUACUCUGUGAGGUGUGAGUAAAACUGAAACUUAAAGCUUGAUAAAGAGCUCAUAGUUUUUUGAAUAGCUAAUAACAGAUAAAGUGUAAAGGGAGUUCUGUGGCACAAAUAUUUCAGCUAACAACACAAUCAAGACAAGAUUGGGGAAAGGCUGGGAUGUCUUUUCCCAAAUCUGCAACUCCUGGAAGUCCAAGCAAUACAGCCUAAACCAAAAGUCCAUCUAUGUAAAAAAAUAAGUCCAUCCUAUCGUUUGGUUCUGAAUGCUGGCGGGAGACCAAGGCAAUAUGAAAAGGAUUGUCUGAAAAGGCCAUGCGACAUCUUCUGGCCAAACAAGAUCACAACCCUGGAGUUACACAGAAAAAUCAAAAGCAAGAGCGUCAUCACUGAAGUAAGGCAGAGUCGACUGAUGGUUGGGCAAUGUACUUCGGCUGGACUCAGAUCUCAUCCCAGAGGCUGUGCUGAGAUGGACUCCUCCAGGCAAAAUAAAACCUGGAAGACCAAAAUGACCUGGCACAGAACAGAUACUGACAUGGUAGCCAAGAUGAACUUAACUGGGGGUGAGGCCAAACAUUUUGCCAAGGAUAGGGAAUGAUGGAGGAGCUUAUUGUUGCUUUAUCUCCCACUGGGGACAAAGGAAUAAGCAAGUAAGUUUUCACUUUGGACAAAUCCAGGCUAGCUGUUUUCCCCUUGCUUCCAAUUUUCAUGGUAAGCUAAACUAAACAUGUAUUGACUCCACAGUUAAGAUUUUUUAGUUUGUUUACUUUACAGCAGUUAUUAAACAAGCAGUGUUAAUCAAUAUACAUGAUGUUAAUUAAAUUUCAAUCAUCUUUGAGGGAUUAUGUAGACAGGCUAGUUGUUUCCCCGUCUCUAAGAUUGCUAAACUAGGAUUAACACAUCCUGACUAUAACCUUACAAGUCAUGGAAAGAAAGCAAGAGAAAGCAUAUGUCCAAAACAGCUUUACUUGUUCAAGUAUCAAGCCAACUUGCUUGCUGGCAGAGGUUUUAUUAUUUUUGGUUGUUGGCUUUUUUUGGACAGAGCCAAACUGAGGAUUUGGACUGAGGCUAGUCUCAAUUCCUAAGCUAGGCUUAACAUGCUCUGAAUAUCCAUAUAUAUUUUCUCAUUAAUGUUGCAUUUUUGUUUAUGUAUGGUUUAAACAAAUAAGAUACAAGGGUUAAUUGCUUUAGAGGUAAUGGUUAGGUGUACUGCAAAUGUUAAUAUAUGAACAAUAAAUGGCUCCUACAACACUCGAUCAAAUCUGUAGAUGUAGACAUGGGUAAGUUGUUAUGUGGAUCUUAGUUAAGAUGCUCUUGAUGCCCUUUUACAGGAGGUAAGUGGUCAGUCAGUUGGAGUGAUAAAAGAAAAAAAGGUGACACACUGGAGGAAAAUAAACACCUGUCACCCCAGAGGUUUUUUUUAUCAAUAGGUUAUGAUAUUAUAUGUGAUCUGUAAUGCUUUAGGAAAUUAUCUAUUAACUGUUCAUAAAGCUGUUUUUUUUUUUUUUUUUGCAAUUUAUCCUCAAAAUGUCCCUGUGUUUGACGACUGCACCUACUGCUUGGAUGAGCAACAAACUCCACCCAAAAGUAGAGAUGGAGGACUUUUUGGACUCUCUUCCACUCAUCAAGAUCAACAUAAUCACUUCAUUCUGGGAAAGCAUCGCAAACAAACCAGCCGUGAGAUUAAAUCAAACACUGGCCUCAAAGAGCUCUAAUCUCUUUCUUUGUUUCCCCUCAUAUCAUGCUCCUCAUUAUUUUUAUUUGCUCUCUUUUUGGUGAGCCUGGGCUUAAAGUUGGCAGGGCCGCAGAAGAAUUAUCUGAGGGGAAGAUUAGGAGAAAGUUGGUGAAGAUUUUAAGGCGGACUGAUCUCCCUUUCAUCCAUUUCACAGUUUGUUAUUAUUCCACACACCACACGAGAGAUCAAACUGUUUGCGAGGCACAAUAGCUUCACUCAGGUUACAUCAAAGGUAACAUGGAGGCCCAAGGCAGUGACAUCUGAGGAGGUGCUUCCAGGAAAGAGGUGAGCUUGUAAGUUGUCCAAGAUGGAUCAUAUGUUGUAGAAAUCCAUUCAGACAGACAUUCAGAAGUCAAAAUGGAUUUAAAUCUUCUUGCAAUUCUGCUCAUUGGCCAUCAGAUGGCAUCCUUGAGUUGCUGGGAUUUGUAAAGAUAAUGAGGUUCAUGACUCAUGUUUCAAGGGAAACUGGCUCAGCUGCCAAUACCAGUGCCCUCUGUGGCUGCUUUUAUUCUCUUUGGAGAACAUUCAGAGUGUGCACAGAUGAAAAUGGCAGCCUCUUGCUCUGACAUUGACAUCUCCCGUGUUAUAUGCAGCUGCUCCAGCACCACUUGCACCUAAAGCACAGCAAAUGUAGAGAGUGGAGACCACAUUGGACUUGUUCAAACAAAAGAGUGGACCAGGAGAGCAGUAGCAUGUUAUGCUUUGUGGAUGGCGGUUUACGCAUCCCGUCCAAGAAAUAUACGAGGUUGACGAACUGGUUUGAAAGAGUGGAGGUCUCUACAGUACGGCCUGUACUCGCUCUGUUCUGUCGUGCAGAGACAUCGCUGCACAAUACAAUCUACUGUUUCAGCUGACAUAUACAUUAAUAAAGUACAACAAACGGCUCUGUUAAGACGCUCAAGUAUGAAUGCACAUUUAACCAACUCUACCCUCCUGAGCUUAAGUACAUCUGUGGAAACAAGUGAUCAGCUGUCACCUCAAAUGAUUCAUGAUCUACUUAAUUAAAUGAGUGCCCUCUGCAGCUUAGCCACAUAUGAUUGAAAAUGGAGAUGGUGGUUUCUCACACAUGGCACUCCUGUGAUAGUACAAUGAGUCCUUGUUUUACCAGCGGACAUUACAAGUUUCUGGCAAAUAACCCCUUGUCUUCCAUGUUUGGUCUGUAGAGCAUUGAUAAUUAUUCAUCGAGGUAAGGUAAUGCACAUCUCUCCCUCUCUUUCUGCAUUGUUAGUAACCACUCAGUUUGCAUGCAAUUGAGUUGUAGAUGACCUGAAAUGGCCUCAGACACUCAUGCUUCCUAAAGCUUUUAUGACUAUGAUUACACUUCCUACAACUCAGCCCCCCAACCCCCAGCUGCAGCGUUUGCCCAACAGCUGGAGCAACGCCAGAUCUCCUAGCUUUUCCUCAUCCUACACUUUCUUUGGAUUUUCUGUGCUCCACAGCAGGUGGAACAGCCCAUACAAAGAUAUAUUCUUGAUAUGAUUCAGAGUUUGUCAUGGACAGUGAGAAAAGUGAGAGACAGAGAGAAAACACCUGUAGUAUGAUGAUCACGUUGAACGGUGAAGUGGAGAUCUGGCACAGCAGCUUCAACACAUUCCUUUGAACUACAGCUCUCUUGGCAGGACAUAACAGACAACUGAUGUAACUCACUUGAGAG